Messenger RNA from Saprolegnia diclina VS20, 5061 nucleotides. RefSeq lists its product as hypothetical. The transcript is spliced from 9 exons. Lineage: Eukaryota; Oomycota; Saprolegniomycetes; Saprolegniales; Saprolegniaceae. The coding region runs from base 9 to 4895 and encodes 1628 amino acids. The record is from RefSeq and is a predicted model, not a curated record.
CGCCGAGUAUGGCGGGCCGGGUCCGUAUCCGCGUCCAGCGGGCGAGGAACUUGUACGAUGCGCAAAUCUUUGGCAAGCAGGACGCGCGCGUCGCGCUGACGCUAGGGCCUACGACGCUAAUGACGCAGGUGCACGUGGCCGGUGGCACCAACCCGACGUGGGACGAGGUGCUCGAGCUGGACGAUGUCGCGGACGAGCUGAGUGUUCUCGUCGAACGCCCAAAAGCGCCCAAGAACGAUCUGCUGGGCAGCUGCACGCUCAGCGUCGCCGAGUGGCGCGCGGACGCGGCCACAGGCAAGAACCCGAUCGAGAAGGCGUACCCGCUCAAUUACGGAGCCAAGCGCCGGGGCGAGCUCUUUCUCUCGGUGGAAGUGCUGCCGCCCCAGGUUGUCGAGACGCCUGUGGUCGAGAAUGACGAGCCGCUAGCAGCCAAAGUACCGGCUGUCACAGACACCUCGCCAGCUCCUGUCGACGUUCUACUCGAUGCAGCAGCGGGAAUUAAAGAAGUCGUACUACCUGCUGCUGCCGACGUCCCGGCUGUCGAGGCGUCGUCUGCGGUUGUCGAGGUCCCGAACGCCGUGGCACCCCCGGUGGUGGAAUCGCCCUCUGUGGUUGCUGAGGCUCCGUCAGUGGCUGCUGAGGCGCCAUCAGAGGCUGUAGAGGAGCCUGUGCUUGCAGCGUCGGCAAGUGGCACGGAGCCACCACCUGUGGAGCCUGUCAUUGCAUCAAGAGAGCCCAUGCCUGCGGCUGCACCCAUCGAGCCCGCGCCGGCAACGUCUUCCGUGCCAACUGCUCAUGCAGCGUCAGAGAACCCGGAUAUCGCGCCGCCAGAGCACUCGGGGGAAGAAGACACGACGACAAGCGUACAUUCUGUUCAAAAGGGUCCUUCAACCGAAGGUGCGCUUGCUGCACCGUUGGAAGCAGCGCUGACAAUGCCCUCGGAAGCAAGUGUUCCAGAGCUCAAGUCCGAGAUUGCGAGCAGUACGACGUCAUCUGCCAGCCAAACACGUAUUGAGCUCGCGACAACUAGCUCCAUACCAGCCGCCUCACCGGGCACGGACCCUGCUCGAGUCGACAUCAAGGCUCCACCCCAACCGCCGCUACCCGAAGCAAGCAUGAUCGUGCCAGUGGUCGAGCUCGGCAAGGCUGUCAACCCAGCACGCGACCUUGAAGCUGCGUCAAAACCUGCACCGCCCACCUAUGAGCCCGCGGAUUGCAAAGAAGGCUCAAAGCAACCAGAGUCCACUAAGGACACGGUCCCACCUCUGUCGCUCGCAACUUACGUGGCAGAGAUCGCGAAGGCCCCUCCAGACCCCAAUCUAAAAAGUAAGGACCCCGAACCAGAAUGCAAGGUCGCCUCCGCACCAGUGCGUACGGACGCUACAGAUGUGGGGGGACGCGAAGCCAAUUGUCCAAAUACCACUGCGGCGCUGAUGGUCGCGCCGAUGGUUGCAUCGUCGCCCAGCGCAUCGAUACUGCAGCCAAAACCCAGCACGCCACAGAUGCCAGACGCACAAAGGACCCUGCUCGAAGUUCCAGCCGUCGCAUCAAAUAUACCCCAGGAGGAUCUCCAGAAGAAGCCAACGCACGCACAGCUGCCAGUCGUAGAAACUGCGCCACAGGAGCUUGUCCCCCUGCUCGUCGAUUGUGCUCCUGCGACCGCGGUCCCUUCCAAUGACCUUGGUUCUAUAGCACGCCCGUCUACCGCUUUGGCCGCCGAGUUGGCUUCGCGACCAUCAUCACAAAUGAUCAAUCCUGGUCCCGCACAUCAACCCGAGGAGAAAACGACGGAAGUCUCGCAGCCGACGGAAGUCGCAUCAACACCAUCCAAAGCGUCUGCUACUGGCCCACAGCAAAUCGACAAAAGUACAUCAGUCUCGUCUGAGCUGCAAGGACAGCAAGCACCCGACCCCGCUCCUGCCGACCACUCACCAACACCGACCCCAGAGCCCACGCAUUCCUUGGUGCGACCAGUAUCGGAGCCCAGGCUGGCGACACCAACGACUGUGGCAGCCACUGAAGCAGCCCCUCCGCCACCAACGCCAUCAACGCAGGUGGCUGCCACGGUGUCCUCGCUGCACUCCGAGAGCGCUACGCCACAACCGUCUCUGAGUUUCACCGCGUCCGAGUCACCAGCCAUGACAAGCGCGCUUAUUCGGAACGCCAGAGCACCAACAACACGCCCUCCAGCCAUCCCUCUCGGAAAUACUGCCGAGCACAAGCCAGCAACGUCUGCUACCAGCGCUGGCGAUGAUCCGGAGGCGGCGGACGAGGUUGACGCGGAGCCGUUGCCGUCGUUUCGCCACUCGCUCGUCUCGUCGCCGCCCAAGGCCGCGCUAGCGACGACAGCGAAAGUAGCGCCAAGGCCCGCGAUGCUCGGAGGGCUCGCGGUCGCCCCCUUGCCCACUGUGCACUCGGAGUGGAAGAACAUGUUCGAGUUGCGUUGCGACGACCCGCCGCCCAUAAUAUCACCUCAGGCGCCGCCGCAGCCCAAGCCGCCACGUAUACGCGUCCAGAAGAAGCACACAGAAGGCCACGUCGGACGCAUGCGCAAGAACCAUGAGAUUGCCGAGGUCGAGCGAGCGCGCUGCGCACCAGAGCCGGCAACGGUACCCCCCGCCACAUCGGCGCCGACGACGACCAGUGCUGAAUUGCCUGCCAAGCCAGCACCUGCAAAAACCAACCGCCAGCAAUCCGCACCUGCGCGCACGAAGCCACCAAGCACAAAGGCGAGUGUAAGGCCGCUUAUCGCAACCAAGCGUCCGACGUCGGCCACGUCAUCGCGCUUGGCGAAAGCCAUGGCGCCACCCGUGUUGCCCCGCCCGCCGCCAAAGAAGGAGCUGCUCCGCUCCGCUCUUAUCGUGGCACUUCAAAACAUGACUGACAGCAUGUACGGGGCGCUACACGGUGGUACGCAGCAGGAGACGGAGCCGCUACCGCGGCGGACUAGCAUGUGGCUUCGUGAGACGGAGCUCCAAAGCGUUGUGCAUGCGUUCCUCGGGUCGUCGUCGCGGCCAGAGACGUCGCUCCCCGAAUUGCCGCCGGUGCUUGAGUCGCCGGAAGAGCUGCUGGCGACGAAAGCCCAUCACUGCCACUUGUGCGUCACCGAGGUGGCUGCGCACUGGUGCUGUGACUGCACGACGGCCCUCUGCUCGACGUGCCUGAGUGAUGUUGGGUGUCAAGCCGAACGGCAUCAAGUCGAGCGCUUCGUUGUCGACCAGCAGUCGGCGAUCGUUCUCGGAUCUAUAUCAACGCCAGCAUUACCCGCAUCGCUUCCCGUGACCAAACCCGCCGAGCUUCGUCUGCACGAGAAAGCAUUCCUCUGUGUUCCGCUGCAGCUUACGCCCGAGCUCUCUGCUGUCGUCGCCACGACCAAACUGCAGCACGAGCCGCCCAAGAGCCUGAAACAAUUCUGCCUCGUCCUGCGCAAGCAACUCGAGCUGUCGCCGACCUCCAAAACGGUUGCUGCCUUCCUUGAUCGGUCCCGAGUGAGCUCGUGGAGCUGUGACGAGCUGCGCUGUUUCUUGGACGUCGUGCACGUUCCGUCUUCGGGUUUGCACAAACUCAAAGUCGACGGUCCGGCCUUCCUCAAGCUCACGCCGGCUGCACUGCAUGACACAUUUGGGCUACGGGGCAGCUUUCCCUUGCAGCGGUGUCUCUUCUACCGCGCCUUAUUGGUGGAAAUGGAGUGCUACCGAGACAAAUACGGACUCCCGUCCAACCUCACGCGUCUACCCGCGUCCGCAAAAGCGCCGAUCAAAAAGAAACAAGCGAAGAAGGCGUCGGGACCCAGGUUCGUUCCGGCGCCCGCGCCCGUCGUGGCAGCGACCAAGCCCACGCAUGCUCCAAAAGCUGCAGUCACGACAGCCGUCCAGAAAGCACCGGCACCGACGACCAAGACAGCCCCGAGGAAAAUUCCACCGAAGAGCAAGGCGGUCGACCCCGACGACGACGCAGCGUUCGUUGCCAGCAUCCAUGACGGUGUUCAGGACCUCUUGACUGCCGGGUUCGAACCCACGACCACGACACCUGUUGUAUCGGCGCCGACGUGUACAUCGGUGCCGCUGCCGUCGAUAACACAGCUCCAAGCCGAGGUGGCGCAGCUACUGCAGCGCUUCGAAGCCCUCCAGACGCUCGAGAUGCCACCAGAGCUCGAAUCGCACAUGGUGGAAGCAGACAAUCGGCUCCAAGGCCUUUUGAGCAUGACGCCGAGUGAUCUAUGCUCCAACGUCCUGUCGUUGGAUGGGAUCCGACGACUCUUGAGCGACAUCGAAGUGGGUCUCUCGCGUGCCCGCGUCGCUGCGAGCCCGCCGCGCACGAAGGCGCCGCUGACUAUGACGCUCUGGACCUACGAAAUGCCGGCGCCGACGGCCAAGACCCUCACCGGCGUGACGCCAGGGCCUGGCGACUACCACCCGACGGCCAAGCCGAAAAGCCAUCCGCGACGCACCAAGCGGUCUCCGACGCGCGUGCCCAUCGACGAGGCCGACGACGACGACGACUUGUCUGCGUUCGUAGCGUCCGAAACCCAAGGCGUUUCCGGAAACGCUUCCAAAGCCCUAUUUGACACGUCCUUUCUACAGCCCGAGGCGCCAAAGGUAUCGCGCUGGCAGACGCUGCGCCAGAAGCAGCCGCCAACGGACGCCGACACGACAGUGCUUGCCACGGCUUCAUCCGAUUCAAGUGUUAUAAAGGUGGCCGAGUUGCCCUCGCCAAAGUACAAGACGCACGUGGUGUCGCCCAAGAAAACGCCAACCAAGCGUAUGGCGCCACCGCCGCGCACCGAGACGCCGGCAACACCCGACGAUGUGGCCCAGCAGACGGCGUGGGCCGCCCGCAUCCAGGUGCAGUACGGCUCACGACGACACGACGACGGCCUCGAUGCGCAGCGGUAGCAUCGUCCCGAGGGCUGCUUGGUAGCGCUGGAAGUGGGCGUUGAUGAGGCGUCGGUGUGCUGGCGUGUCGAGCGCGCAGAACGUCGUUAGAAGCGUAUCGUGGCUAAAAUACGCGACUUCAAUCAUCGUGCCGACCGCGCACUCGUCGAGGCCGACGGGGUAGUCG